AUGACCUCCAAGGAAAAAGGCGCCCUUACCAGCUAUUUCCACUAUGGCCAUCGCGUAAAAGACCAAGAUUUCUUUUUCGCUCCCAUGUUUCGUCAUCCAACAUUCACAGAUCAGGAAUAUGCUUGUGGCGGCACUUGGAUAGGUGAGACUUUUGCCAUAACAACUGCUCAUUGUCUCACAUAUCACGACAUCAAAAUGGUCGGGCAUCUCGGAGAAGACAACGACUGGCAUGUCAUUCUGGAUAAACCUAAAACUUUCGGAUUUCCUGUACAAAAUAAAUAUGUCUACGCAAAUUAUUCGGAAGAAGGAGACCGUUUCUACGAAAAUGACAUUGGUUUAGUGAAAGUUGAAAUUUACGACAGAUUUCCCCUGAAAUUCUUACCAAAAAUUUUUACUUGGGAGAGCGAUUGGCGUGACAUUCAAUCAAAGCCCGUUUUGAUGCACGGACUAGGCAAGACGGAAAAUGACGAAUACGCGAGUUACUUAAAGUACAUGAAGGGAAAAUUACAUCUUCAGGAUGGUCAUUCGGUGAAAAAUUGCAAUUUGCCAGCUGUUAAAAUGGAAAUGGCUUUUUGCAUGGAACCUGUGGAGCCUUUUGAUGAAAUUGAUGAUGGCGAUAUGGGAAAUGUUGUUUACUAUGACGUGGCAGAUCCGGACAAUUUUGGACAUGAAAAUCGCGUUAUUGUUGGAAUUGUGAGUAAUAGUUAUGGAGAUCCGAGAAAUAUAGUUUUGACGAAUGUCUCCAAAUAUGUCCGCUGGAUCAAUCAGAAGAUAUUGGAGGAUAUUGCAGGAUGA
Molecule: messenger RNA, 795 nt
Organism: Culicoides brevitarsis
Lineage: Eukaryota; Metazoa; Arthropoda; Insecta; Diptera; Ceratopogonidae
Product: phenoloxidase-activating factor 1-like
Exons: 2
Coding region: 1-795 (264 amino acids)
Biological process (GO): proteolysis
Molecular function (GO): serine-type endopeptidase activity
Source: RefSeq, a predicted model, not a curated record